Molecule: messenger RNA, 785 nt
Organism: Drosophila willistoni
Lineage: Eukaryota; Metazoa; Arthropoda; Insecta; Diptera; Drosophilidae
Exons: 6
Coding region: 154-678 (174 amino acids)
Source: RefSeq, a predicted model, not a curated record
AUAUCUAGUCAGUUUUCCGAAUGACUUCAACAUUAUAUGUAGUUCAAAAAUAAACAUCCUGGCUCUGUUUAAAAUUUAACACACAUUUUGUUGUAUUUAAAUUUCGGAAUAUUUUGGAAAUUGUAGGCAAAAUUAAAGUUUCUCGAACAAACAAUGGCAUUAUCUAUACUGGUUGGAGCUUUAAAGACACCUGCGAUUCUACAACCCAUUAAAAAGACCAUAUUGACACGUCGUACACCAAUUCGUAAUGGCUGCAUUUUUUGUAGACCGGUUGUCGACUUUCUGGAAAAACCAAGUGUCAUAUUCUCGAAAGAUGCCAUUUCUCAUCAUUGGGGGGCAUUGCCCAUGAUAAUCAUUUGCGGAAUUGGAUUCACAUUGGAAGUUCUCGCUUGGAUACGAAUAGCAGCAACUAGGGAUGACGUUUGGUACACCAAAGGUGCAGCUAAUUGCGAAGUUGUUGAGACCCGUAAGGGGUAUCCCCCACCAAUUCGUAAGUUCAAAGUAUACAAUCAGAAAUAUGAGACUCCAGCGGGUCUGCUUGAAGCCCUGCAAGGUGAUACGCUAGGUCCCUCAUACAACGCCGGGAAACCAAGCUCGUCCAGGCCAAAUGCAUCUGACAUAGCCGUUCAUACCGCAGUAACGGCUGGAGCCGUUGGCCUGGCUAUGGUAAUGCUUUAGCCGGCGCGCACAACGAGAGAAAUAAAUUUAUGUGUUUUGUGAGGAAAUGUCAAAAUUGAAUGCAAAAGUCUCCAUAAAAAUAAAUCUUUAGCUUCAGUAACCCCCAA